AUAAAAUGAAUGGACAAGCCACAGUCCGGUUGCCCUCCGCCCCGCAAGGGAAACAAGAAGGCACCGACCUGCAGCCACCGAGGAAUCCGCUGCAGUCCGGGGUAAAAAGGGAAAAGAAUGAGGGUGGUGCAAUUUCAGAAUCGAAACCGAAUUCCCCGAAAGCAUCUGUGGCUAAUCAAUCGGCAGGGUGGUGAUUAUUUCCAUGCCUCUCUCGUGUCAAGGUGGCAUGGAUUCCCCGCCGCACGAAGCGACAAGCUGCCAACUCAUCAGUGCAUCCGAUGCCUGCCUGUCAACCACGAACCAGAAAAAAGGGCUGGACCAAUCCGCCGCCGAUCCGUCAAACGCAGGAAUCGAAGAAUCCAGAGCCAGACGAUCCUUUUCUAUCCGUCGGGGAAUGAAACGUCCCACGGUUCUCUGCUCUGUCGGGGGUGUCAGUCAGGGACUGUGCUCUGGACCUGGACUGCUUUCGUUCGAUGGAGUCCAAGCAAUGGAUCCCAGUCAUUCCGUCUGCCAAAGGAUUUUGAUCCCGAGGCAAUGGGAACUCGCCGGUCGGUCCAUCCUGCAAGAAUGAGACGAGAGGACCAGAAAUGAGGGGCAGCGCAGCGCAGAGAAAAAAGACCUGUGUCUUUUGAUUUCUCCCUCUUUCUUUUCGGAGUCUCUACCGAGUACCGAACGCGGUCGUUGGUCCACGGCGAUCGUCUCCUACGUUACUUUACGACCCGGAUUCGAUUGUGGCGACCUCUAUCAUUGGCGGUGCGC
Molecule: messenger RNA, 759 nt
Organism: Aspergillus steynii IBT 23096
Lineage: Eukaryota; Fungi; Ascomycota; Eurotiomycetes; Eurotiales; Aspergillaceae
Exons: 1
Coding region: 118-591 (157 amino acids)
Source: RefSeq, a predicted model, not a curated record